GAGGGGAAGAUGCCCAGUGAGUGCUUGAAGGAAGGCUACUGCAAAGCCCUGCAGACUUCAUUCUUUGAGUGUAAGAGGUCAAUGCUGGACACUAGGUCGAGAUUCAGAGGACGGAAAGGAUAUUGAGGAACCAUCUGAACUCUGAUGCCAUAUGGUCGAGUGAAUCCUGGAUGAGCAACUUGUAAGGAUUUAAUUUAAAGAGCUCUGCUUAUGGGUCAGUGUACUUGCAGCCUCUGACCUCUGAAGGAUAUGUCAAAAGAAGUUGGGUAGCAAAAGACUACCAAAUAUUAAAGAACACUGCACACUGACGCACAAAAGGAUUACCAUCUUAUCAGCAAAAUGUAGUGCUGGGGGGGCAAAAAAAACUGGAGCUGUCACUGGCUGGAGUUCUUUCUGGACGAAUGAGUGUGUGUGAGAUGUAAUAUGAAAACACUUAAUACAAUGAAUAAAAUGUAAAGAGUUUCUAUUAAAGUUUUAAUGAGGUUCCAUCAUUAAAAUACAUGAAUGAAA
Molecule: messenger RNA, 510 nt
Organism: Micropterus dolomieu (smallmouth bass)
Lineage: Eukaryota; Metazoa; Chordata; Actinopteri; Centrarchiformes; Centrarchidae
Product: cytochrome c oxidase assembly factor 5
Biological process (GO): mitochondrial respiratory chain complex IV assembly
Cellular component (GO): mitochondrion
Source: RefSeq, a predicted model, not a curated record